Odobenus rosmarus divergens (Pacific walrus) is the source of this 1414-nucleotide messenger RNA. RefSeq names its product cold inducible RNA binding protein (gene CIRBP). The transcript is spliced from 7 exons. Gene Ontology annotation, molecular function: RNA binding. Gene Ontology annotation, cellular component: spliceosomal complex. The record is from RefSeq and is a predicted model, not a curated record. Bases 138 to 656 code for a protein of 172 amino acids. NCBI's taxonomy places the organism in Eukaryota, Metazoa, Chordata, Mammalia, Carnivora, Odobenidae. Gene Ontology annotation, biological process: positive regulation of mRNA splicing, via spliceosome.
GGGCGGGAACCCGCGGCAGCGUACUUAAGGCCGGGCGCUCGGCGUCCCCCCCCUCACUCGCGCGUUAGGAGGCUUGGCUCGUUGUGCUGCGCCUUGUUCCCGCCUGCGUCAGGGACCUUCCCGACUCAGUGGCCACCAUGGCAUCAGACGAAGGCAAGCUUUUCGUCGGAGGGCUGAGUUUUGAUACCAAUGAGCAGUCGCUGGAGCAGGUCUUCUCAAAAUACGGACAGAUCUCUGAAGUGGUUGUCGUGAAAGACAGGGAGACCCAGCGAUCACGAGGCUUUGGGUUUGUCACCUUUGAGAACAUUGACGAUGCCAAGGACGCCAUGAUGGCCAUGAACGGGAAGUCUGUGGACGGUCGACAGAUCCGAGUAGACCAGGCUGGCAAGUCAUCUGACAACCGAUCCCGUGGGUAUCGAGGUGGCUCCGCUGGGGGCCGGGGCUUCUUCCGAGGGGGCCGAGGCCGGGGCCGUGGGUUCUCCAGAGGAGGAGGGGACCGAGGCUAUGGGGGGAGCCGGUUUGAGUCCAGGAGUGGGGGUUAUGGAGGCUCCAGAGACUACUACAGCAGCCGGAGUCAAGGUGGCGGCUAUGGUGACCGGAGCUCGGGUGGGUCCUACAGAGACAGCUACGACAGUUACGCUACACACAACGAGUAAAAAUCCUUCCUGCUCAAGAUCGUCCUUCCAAUGGCUGUAUAUUUAAAGAUUUUGGGAGCUUCGCUGAAUCGUUAAUGUGUAGUGAACACACCUCCUUGUACCCCACUUUUGUAGUCUUAUCCGUUCUGAUCUUGUCAAACACAGCCUGACUGCUUCUGACCCCCAGAUGGCCUCAUUACUAGACUUUUCUUUUUAAGGAAGCGCUGUCCGUUUUUAAGGGUUUUAAAAACGUUUUGAAAAGCACUUCAGAUUUUUUUUUUCUUUUUACCAUGAGCCAUAAGUUUUUUAGGAAAUCAUUGGGGGUUGUGUGGGUUUUGGUUUUGGUUGUGUUGCCUUUUUUGUUUCUCUUUUUAGUGGGGUCAGGCCCGUGAAGUUGGGUGCCCCGAUUAACUUCUCUUAAGAAUGAACGGACUCUGAAUCCGCUUUUUGUCGGAAGCUGAGCAAGCUGUGGCUUUUUUCCAACUCUGUGUAAUGUUUCUGAGUGUAGCUGGUAGGACCCAUCCUGGGGCAGUAGCAGAGGUGCUCUGGCUGCCCUGGGCCUGGCCUGUACGGCCCUUCUGUGCUAUGUAUGACCCACAGUAGACUUGCAGACGUCCCCUCGAGAGGUUCUUGAAAAUGUUUAUUUAUAUUGUCCUUUUUUACUGGAAGACGUAUGCAUAUCCCAUUGAUGUUGUAUUUGAAGUGGUUAAGGAAUUCUUGUACGCAGUUUUCUUUGGCUUUACGAAGCCGAUUAAAAGACCGUCUGAAAUGAACCUUGC